This is a messenger RNA of Bemisia tabaci, 1929 nucleotides long. Its product is annotated as osteopetrosis-associated transmembrane protein 1. The record is from RefSeq and is a predicted model, not a curated record. NCBI's taxonomy places the organism in Eukaryota, Metazoa, Arthropoda, Insecta, Hemiptera, Aleyrodidae. Gene Ontology annotation, cellular component: cytosol.
UUUUCGAGCGGUGUAGCUAAAUUAUUUGCUCAUUUUUUUCUUAAAUCUAAGGCAACCAUCAUAGAGGAUGUUUCAAAAGUUUUGGAGAAUUUCUACUUACCUGUGUUUCUACAUUAUGUGACGUUCUGUCAAAUUCUGUGUGAUGACUCAUAGUUCCUGUAACAUCAUACCUUUGUACCUUAACAUUGUCUUUCCACCUAAAUUUCUGAGCAGUCGUGUUUAAUUUGGCUCAGCUUCAAUCUAAUGACUCUGAGUAAACACUCCCAAGCACUAUUUAAAGCACAGUCAUUCACGGAAUCACUAGUCAUUCAAAUGCCAUUGACUCGACCAUGUCAUAUUCAAUGUUAGGAAUUCUUGCCUUUAUUCUGGUCAUCGGCUCAAGGCCCUCUGCUGUCUCGUGUAUAUUUGUUGCUAAUGGUUGUCAAGAUUUACUGGAAAGUUUUGGAGAAGUUACUGCUAACUUCACCCGUUGCACUAUCAGAAAUGCUCGGCCAAUAACAGUAUGCUUAGCCUGUGUGGAUACCUUCAUUGAGGUUCUAACCAAAUAUCAACAAAUAUUAGCGCUACAUGGUGAGGAUGGCACGCCAUGCAAGUUACAGUUAAUAAACGUAGACAAGUUGGAAGUUGUGGAAGGUAGUUACAGAUUCGUCAUCAACCAGUGGAACAGAGCAGAUUGCAACAAUUGUUUCCAAAAUCAAAGUGGCAGUAUUACACCUGAGGCAAAUUAUUACACCAUAGGUAUAAGAGAAAAAUCGGAUCAAUUGGAAGCGUGCAUUAGUAACAAUGCAAAUGGAACGGAUCCUUCUAAUAAGACCUCUGGCAAUCCUAAGGUUUGCUUUAAUUGUGCCUCUGAUUAUAAAGCUUUGAAUGAUUAUUAUAUCGUCAACAAAUCUCUAGUCAAUGGAUUUUGUAUGGAUAUCACAGACAUGAUCAAUACGACGCGGUAUCGUUGGAGUCAAGAAUUUCGUUGCUGUUCUGAAAGAGAACAACCUGAAAGAAUUUUCCUAUUAGUAACAAUGACUUUUUGUAUCAUUCCUCUCAUUUUCUACCUCUUCGUUCGACUGUGCACCGUCAAGCAUCUGUUACCUAUUUCAACACCGAAACGAUGGGAACAUUACAUAUCAUCAAGUUCAAGCACUGCAAACUUGGUCCAGUCUUAAUAUACAACCUAUGUCAUAUUAAGACUCGGGCUCCUAAAUGUCUUUCAUUUCUUCCAAGAGUGUGUUAUCUGUGAUCUCAGCGCUUGUUAAUAUAUGAUGUAGAUUUGUAGUUAGAUUUAAACAAGAUUUUUACUUACUGUUAACUGUUCCAUUUAAUUUUUUCCUUUUUCUGUCCUCUGUAAUCCUCCUGCUUUUUAACACUUUAUUGCCAAAAGAGUUAAAUUGAUAUUUGCGAGUUAUGUAGGUGUUAUGUAUGAAUAUUCUUGUUAUUAUUUUAAACUUAAAAGUUUAUUAUAGUCACUAACAAUCUGAAUCUUUCAUUCUAAGUUUUUAUAUUUAUGCAGAGAUUUAGUUUCUAUCUGAGUAUUGCAGUUUUUUCCCCCAAGUUUGGCAUUUAACAUUGCAAGUAUUACCAUCGUCAUCAUCAUGAUAGGAUAUCAGGUUCAUCACUUAAAGUUAAUCUAUGACUUCUGACUUGCACUAUUUGUAUUCCAUUCCAUCUCUGGCUUCCAACAGUUAUUGAUUGCUGAUGUCCGAUUGUUCUUAAUUACAAAAAUUAAUACUUUUUUUUAAUGGCAAAUGAACUGAAGAAUGAAUUGACAGUAAUUUCCUUUUAUAUUUUAGUCGAAAUGCCAAGCUACAUCAUUUUUCUAAUUUUUGUAGUAUUUUCAUCAUUUUGAAAAAGACGUUCGGUCCAAUUUUUUAGAAGUAACACCAUACUGACAGUUACCUUUUGAAAAUUAAAAAGUAAACAGAUAUUUUGAAAUGA